AUGUCUACCGACGACAUUGAUGAGUACUUCAUUUACGAGAACCGCCUUGCGUCUUUCCAUGGCCCGCAACGUGUCACGAAGCGGAGGGCAUCGACCGCAGCCACAUCCCGCGCCCCCAAGACGCUGUCAUGGCCACACAAGUCUAUCAAGCCUGCCGAUAUGGCCAAGGCUGGCUUCUUCUUCCAGCCUCUCCCCAGCAACCCCGACAACGUCGUCUGUUUCCUGUGCAACAAGGCCCUCGACGGCUGGGAAGAGGACGACCGACCCCUCGAGGAGCACCUGAAGCACUCACCCGAAUGUGGCUGGGCCAUCACCGCCGCAGUGGAGGCCGAGCUGGGCAAUUACACGCGUGAGGACCCCAGGGACGCGCUGAUGUCCGAGGCCCGGAAGGCCACCUUUGCUGGACGGUGGCCUCAUGAGAACAGAAAGGGCUGGAGCUGCAAGACGAAGCAGCUUGUUGAGGCUGGCUGGAAAUACACACCAACACUGGAAUCAGACGACAAUGCUACUUGCACGUAUUGCCACUUGAGGCUUGACGGAUGGGAGAAGACCGAUAAACCUUGGGAUGAGCAUUAUAGUCGGGCCCCGAAAUGUCCCUUUUUCGCAUUGAUCAGCUCGAAGCCGGCCCCUAAGAAGACAGGACGGUCAAAAGCUGCCAGGAGCUCCAAGGCGUCUCGGCUUUCGUUACAGUCUGUUGCUACAGCCGCCUCAGACUUGACAUCACUCGCCGAUGUCACUGCAGACGUCGACGACAGCGUUCUCACGACUACGUCCACCAUGACGACGGCAUCUAAGGAGUCUAAGAAGACCACGAAGGGCAAGAAGGCGGCAACCACAACGAGGGCAAGAAAGACCCGUGCGAAGAAGGACGAGGCUGUUGAAGUGCCAGAAGAUGGACCAGAGGAAGAGGCUGCUCCGAUCCCGCCAUCACAUCCGAAGCCCGCAAGAGGCCGCAAGAGAUCGAGCGAGGAGGUGGAAGACGCGGAGCUGACCAAUGCUGAGGCACCUGCUCCCAAGAAACGUGCAGCCAAGACUCGCAAGGCCCGCGGUAGCAACGCGACCGAGGCGUCCUCGGUCGACACAGACAUGCUUGACGCGCCAGAGCCCUCCAAGAAGCCAGGAGCUAAGAAGACGAGAAAGGCGUCCGGCACGCGGAAGGCAUCUGGAACUCGACCCGCCAGAGAGCCAUCGACUGCUUCAGUGGACUCUGCCGCGCCAGCCACUGUCCCGAAUGACGACGAGAUCGAUAGACAGCUGGAGGCUGACCUUGAGCGUCCAUUGUCGGAUGACGAGGAUAUUCUGGCAGAUCCAGAUACAAAGGCGGCGGCGGCUUCUCGUGUAAAGGUGGAAGCUAGGCAAGAUUCUAAAGCGGAUGAGCUUCUUACUCACACUGCAAAGACUGAUUUUGCCAUGUUCGAUCCCACUCCAGCCCAGCCCACCGAUGCACAGAUUGACGCGGAUUUGAAAACCAUGGAAGACGACAUGGACGUUGAUCAGAAGGACGAGACGGAAGAAAUGGUAGUCCCAAAGAAGGGCCGCAAGGCGGGCACUCGGAAAGCAUCGAAACAAACAACCGUUGAGAAAACUGAGGAGCCUGUGCUGCCGGUGCCCGCAAGGCAGUCACAGUCGCGUAUGGAUGCAGAAGCAGAAGAGCCAGACGAAAUUGCAGAGGCGGAUGUCAGCUUCGGGAGCAACGGCACCGUGGUCAGGAAGUCUUUGGGCAGGACGUCGCUAGGCAGGCCUUCGCUCGGCAGGACUUCGCUCGGCAGUGUGACGAGCACGACGAGCACCAAGAGUACAGCGAAGCGUGGCCGCCCAGCAAAGAAGGCGAUACUGCCAGAGACCGUAAAGGACGAGUCAACUCCGGUUCCUGCUGGCCCGGAUGCUGUCACGAUGCCCGCUGCGGAACCCAUUGAGGUCGAGGCAGCUCCCGCCCCGCUCCCGACCGAGGGCACGAAGAAGCGGACAAGCACUGGAAAGCGCGGCCGACCUCCCAAGAAUCCUAAACCUGCAGAUGCCGUGCCAGAGAUGCCGGCUCCUAUCCAGGCAGUAACCGGUCCAAAGCAACAAAAUGUUACGACCGAGGUCCACGUUGAGUCGGCGACGAUUCAAGAAAGCUUUUCUGCCGCAGUUGGAUCCCCUCGGGUUGCUCGCAAACCUGUCCCGGCUCCAAAGGAUUCGCCUUUUGCGAUUCGCAAUGACGAGCCCUCUGCCUCGACUUCCGCCUCCAACGCCCUUGCCGUGCCUCCCAAAACGCCACGCCAUCAUGCCUCUCCCGCACAUUCCGCUAAACAAGCCACCAUCUCGCCAUCUCCUUCCCCCCAAGCGUCAGACGCAGAGAACCGUCCUCCCUCCUCGAAGCCCAACACUGCCAGCAGUAAAGGCAAGCGCAUGCCUCUUGUGUCUCUUCCCGCCACAGCCACGCCCACGCGUCAGAUGUCGCCUUCUAAACAGCUCUCGCCAUCAAAACAAAACGUUAUUGGCAGUCUGCAAAGUGUAGAGCCCUGGACGGCAGUUGAUCUGGAUGCCGUCUUUGGGGGAUUCCACAACGACCAAGAGGACACGAAUGGCGCAGCUGACCGUUUCUUUGCUAAGGGCGGCGAGCUCACGGAGCAAGAGCGUAACAUGACUGUCGAGGAGUGGAUUUACUAUAACGCCGGCCAAGCUGAGCAGAAACUCAAGUUUGAGAGUGAAAGCAUGGUGAUGGCGUUCGAAAAAGAAGGGACCAGGGCUAUGAGGGCCCUUGAAGGCCUGGUUGUCGCUGAAUAA
Molecule: messenger RNA, 2769 nt
Organism: Diaporthe citri
Lineage: Eukaryota; Fungi; Ascomycota; Sordariomycetes; Diaporthales; Diaporthaceae
Exons: 4
Coding region: 1-2769 (922 amino acids)
Source: RefSeq, a predicted model, not a curated record